Messenger RNA from Chrysoperla carnea, 398 nucleotides. RefSeq lists its product as uncharacterized. NCBI's taxonomy places the organism in Eukaryota, Metazoa, Arthropoda, Insecta, Neuroptera, Chrysopidae. Bases 17 to 376 code for a protein of 119 amino acids. The record is from RefSeq and is a predicted model, not a curated record. The transcript is spliced from 2 exons.
AUUGCAAUUAUCAACAAUGAUUCGCGUAUACUUAACUGUUAGUAUUGUAAUAUUUAUUCUCGGAAUAUCAGUCCAAGAAAUAAACGCAGAUGAGUUUGAUAGAAAUAUCCCAGAACAGUGUAGGAAUUUGUAUACAAAUUGGGAAGAUAGUUCAUAUUACGAUUGCUUAGAAAAGUAUUGUCCAUUACGGGAAAAUGAAGGAGUUGUUGACAAGUAUUAUUGUCAAGAAGAGUGUGAUCUAUCUGGAAAAAGAAUUAUGAAAGGUUGUUUCCUCAGUUUAGAAAGGGGAAUACCAGGAUGUGGCUGCAUAGAAAAUUACUGUCGAAGUUUCGAUGAUGUUAACUCAAAAUGUGUACCAGUAAAACAGGACGCCUGACUUUUUAUUUCGAAUGCGAUUU